This is a messenger RNA of Schizophyllum commune H4-8, 1634 nucleotides long. RefSeq names its product alpha-ketoacid dehydrogenase kinase. Gene Ontology annotation, biological process: regulation of glucose metabolic process; protein phosphorylation. The record is from RefSeq and is a predicted model, not a curated record. The transcript is spliced from 11 exons. Lineage: Eukaryota; Fungi; Basidiomycota; Agaricomycetes; Agaricales; Schizophyllaceae. Gene Ontology annotation, cellular component: mitochondrion. Bases 29 to 1426 code for a protein of 465 amino acids. Gene Ontology annotation, molecular function: pyruvate dehydrogenase (acetyl-transferring) kinase activity.
UCCUUGUCUCCUCCCCUCACCCUUCCCAAUGCUACGACCGCAUGCUGCAUGCACAUGUGCAUGCUCGACUUCAAGACUAGCGCGACGAGCAGCACCCAUCUCGCGAGCGCGCGCCACCCCCACCCGACGCGCCAACUCAACGUACACCGCGCUGCACUUCUACCAGAAUAAGCAGCUCGAGGCGUACGCCUCUAAGGAGACCAAGCGGCUGACGCUGCGCCAGCUGGUCUUCUUCGGGCGGUCCAUGAACACAGACCGCCUCUUGACGAGCGCAAACUAUGUGCGGACAGAACUACCAGUGCGCAUCGCGCACCGCAUACGCGAUCUGCAAGCUCUGCCAUACGUCGUCGUCACGCAGGAGGGGAUCGCGCGUGUGUAUGAGCUGUACUGGGAAGCCUUUGAGAGAUUUCGCAAAUAUCCUCCAAUAAACACGCUCGAAGAGAACAACGAGUUCUGCAGAUUCCUCGCAGGCCUCCUCAAUGAUCAUGCUACCGUCAUCCCCCUCCUCUCCCUCGGCCUCUCCCUCUCCUCCCCCUACAUGUCUCCCGACGCCCUCGACGCCUUCAUGAAGCGCAUGCUCGUCUCCCGCAUCUCCCGCCGCGUUCUCGCCGAGCACCACAUCGCGCUCACGAACAACUUCAACGGCCACCGCCUCUACGCGCGCGACCCGCACGUCGGCGUCAUCUUCACCGGGCUCAACGUCGCGCGCUCCGUUGAGCACUGCGCGAAGCUUCUGAGGCGGAGACCGACCGAGCGCGGCUGGCCGGAGGUGCAUCUGAGCGGGCACAUGGACACGAAGUUUGCGUAUAUCCGCGAGCAUUUGGAGUAUGUGGUGUUUGAGCUCCUGAAGAAUUCGAUGCGCGCUACCGUCGAGACGCAUCCCGACACGAAUCACUUCCCGCCGAUCCAUGCUACCAUCGUCGCCGGCGAGCACGACGUCGGCAUCCGCAUAUCAGACCAAGGUGGCGGCCUGCUCACCCCACACACCCGCGUCUCGAGCCCCGCCGACCUCUUCUCCUUCUCCCAUGUGCGUAACGGCGUGCGCCUCGAGUCCUCGCGCAUCGGCGCGCUGAGGGAGCUCGGGUCGAGCCCGCAGGGCGUGUGGGCGACGACGCGGGAGCAGCGCGGCGAAACGGGAGAGGAUGUGGAGGAUGAGGGGGUAGAGAGCGUUGGUGCAGGCGCGGACGGACUAGUGCAAACACCGUCAAAUUCCUCCGCGGUCGACUCGCCCGCGAAGGCGGACGACCCGGAGAGGAGAGGGGGGAUCGCGCCGCACCCGAGGAUCGGGAUUGGCCUGCCGAUGAGUAAGAUUUUUGCGACCUAUUUCGGCGGCUCGCUGGACAUGGUCUCGCUGGAUGGAUGGGGAACCGACGCAUACCUUCGACUGCCCAAGUUGGGUACAAAUCUAGAGGGUAUAGAAGUAUAGGUCGCGGUAUGCGGUGACCUCGAUUGCCAAGACUAAAUCAACGACUCGACUCGGACAAGAUAUCUUGUAUACAAUCUCCAGCAUGCACCUGAAGUCAAGAUACGUAUAUCUGCUCUACUAAUGCACCAGCGCUCGUCGCUGCAAUGUACAAUCGAAACAUGCUCAUCGCUCAAGGACUCGUGGCUGAGGGUGGACUUGUGUGUGGAUG